Messenger RNA from Acanthaster planci (crown-of-thorns starfish), 2978 nucleotides. RefSeq names its product zinc finger AN1-type containing 1 (gene zfand1). Gene Ontology annotation, biological process: cytoplasmic stress granule disassembly. Gene Ontology annotation, molecular function: zinc ion binding. The record is from RefSeq and is a predicted model, not a curated record. Gene Ontology annotation, cellular component: cytoplasm; cytoplasmic stress granule. NCBI's taxonomy places the organism in Eukaryota, Metazoa, Echinodermata, Asteroidea, Valvatida, Acanthasteridae.
CUGGCCGAUUUGGUCUGGUGUCCAGUCGUAGAUGUGUUGAUUAGCUACAAAAUUCUAUUGUUAAAUAUGAUAGUAUGGUGUGCAUCUUUCCCAUGUUUACAUGUAUGUGGUGGAGAACACUGUAUCAUACGGUCGUGCCGGUCAAGACCGUUGUUCGUCCGACCCAGCUCCUCCAAUUUCUAUGUGAAUUCGGUGACUGAAUCUCUAGAGACGGCAGAUAGUACCGUGAUUUAUUGCAGUAACACUGCUAUUGGCGCUAACACUAAUCAUGGCAGAGUUGGACAUUGGCAAACAUUGCAGCGUCAAGUCUUGUAAACAGCUUGAUUUCUUGCCGUUUCAGUGCACGGGAUGCUCAGAGAUCUUCUGUUUGGAGCACAGAAGCUUUGAUGCCCAUUGCUGUUCACAGGCCAAUAUUACUCAAGAUCACAAAGAUUUCGGCGGACCUACAAGCUAUGAAUGUAGCUUUCCAGGAUGUGAAGACAGAGAAUUAAUUCCUGUUAGUUGUCAGCAUUGUGGAAACAACUACUGUUUAAGCCAUCGCCACCAACAAGAUCAUGAAUGCACAAAACUGGUUGAGGCGUUGCCAAGAAUGGCCAAGACAGCAGAAUUGGUUGAACAAAUCCAAGAGUCUUAUAAAGCUAAAGGAGCCACAGUGAGUAAGAGAAAGAUUGGUGCCAAGUCACAACAGACAGCUGCUAAGGUUGCAUUGAUGAAAAUGAAGAUGAAUGCCUUAGGAGACAAGGCCAUUCCACAGAGUGAGCGACUCUAUUUCAAAGUAGCUCUGCCACGAGAACAUGAUUCAGACCUGAAGGGCCAGGCCAUAUUUUUCUCCUCUGUUUGGAGUGUGGGGAGGGCAAUUGAUAAAGUUGCCUCUAUCGUGAAACUUAGGAAUGAUAACAAUGUCGCAACAGCUAAGAAAUUAAGACUGUUCCAUCCUGAAACUGGGGAGAUUCUACCUGUGGAUAUGAGGCUAAGCAGCCUCUUAGAGGGUGAGACACCUCUUUACAAUGGAGGAUGCGUCAUCCUGGAGUAUGUCAAGGAAUCUUGCACUGUUCUAGAACAUAUUGCAGAUUAUUUAUGAAAGACGAUUUCACCAACUCCCCCUGAGUAUUGACACCUAGUAAUUCUUAAGGUAAGCCAAAACUUGUGUUAGCUUCAUGAAAAAUAAUGUACGGUCGUAAGUUGGCCACAUAUUUUUUGAGCAACAUUUGGCAAAUUUGUAAGUUCACUUGGACAGAGGCUUCUUUGAUGUGUCCUCGCUAUCAACAAAUUCUAUCCCUGAAGUGUCUCCACAGCUGACUGCUUACUUUGUCAGUAAUACAUUAAUACAGAGUACACGAUGAAAUGAUGUUUCUUUCAAGCAUGCGAUUCUCAAACUUGAACCAGUUGACUAUUUCCUCUUCACUCCUCUUUGAAAUUCCCCCAAAUUGGACAAACAAAAAUUUAAUGGAAGUUGACAGAAAAAUUGGUUCAAAGCUUAAGCAUCUGUGUGAGUACUUAAACUGGCAAUUGCCUUAAUCAUGUCAGGUGGUAUGUAACAAAAUAAUAUACCAUAAAUUAGUGUAUUUUGUAGAAUAGCUUAAACUGGCUAAUCCUCCCAGAUACUAUCGCAUUGUUUUUAAGCAAAGUGAAACAGGUGCUAAGUAACAUACAGUGUACUGUAUUACUGUUAUUUACUUUGUGAACAACCUAACCACUGCUUGGUUUUUGUCCAAAGGCAGGCAGAAAUUUUCAUGAAAACUCAUUUAUAUUAAGUGAAUAUUGAUAUGAAUUCUGUUCCCCAUUUUCAUUCUGGUAACCACAUGCUCACAUGUGGUAUCAGAAAACAUGAUAUUAGUAAGAAAAUCUAUGUGGUAAAAUGAGUCAGGAAUUGUUGAAACACGUCUUGACUUGUAGACCUUUGAAUCAUUGAAAUUAGCAGGAAGACUUUGGGAUCUGAUGCUUGUUAUCCUGUAAUAUUCUGAUUUGCCUGUACUUUUUAGAUCCUACUACUAGCACUGCUAGUUUCAAGUAUUUUAGUAUUAGAAUGUUUGACCUGCACUUAAUUGGGUACUCAAAUAUUGAGUCAAUUUGGCACUGCCCUACCAAUGACCAAACAGCUGUUAAAGUGUGGAGCCCCUUGAAAUUAUUUUUCUCACAAAGGCCGUCAUAAAAGUCAAAACAUGAAGAAGUCCUAGACUCAUUUUGUAGGAUUUCACCAUGUGCCUUAUUGUCUGAGAUCUUUUUGUUGUUUUUGAAGUUGUGAUGAUCCCUUCUUGUAUGUUGAGUUUGAGGAACCAAGUUAACUGGAGAUAAAUAUGAGUCAGAGGGUCUUCGUUAUUACGAUGCCUGGUACAAGCGUUGGCUUGAUAAUUGAUCUAAAUCAUGAGUUUCCUAUGAACCUGGUUGGGCAGAAAUGCAAGACACCAGAACAUAAAACCUAAAAAUAGAAACACAGGAACUGAGAGGAGUGCAGGACAAGGUGGCUUGACUUUCUGGUGAGAAAUUUCAACCCCACCCCUCCUUAAGACAGAUUUCCCUUGAGAGGAGACCAUGUAUCACACUGAAAGGAGUCAAGAAAGAUUUAGUUUGGCCAAAUAUACUACAUGUACUUGCAGACCAGAUUGUCUCAGCUACAACAUUACUGUCAAUUUUCAAUUUAAUGUUAACAGACCAUUGAAUAGUGUCAGCCUUUGUUGAAGAAUUGGGAUGCACAGCCAAAAUGCUUUCGUUAAAGUAAAUUUCAGACUUGAUCAUGAGUUACAUGUACCCACAGACUGUAGAAAUCCACCAGAUGCUUUUGUGCCAUUUGGAAAGAUUCUGCAGACUGAUGAAAUUCUCGGUUUCACUGAUGUUAAUGGAUUUCAUUUCCUCAAUUUGAAGUUCUACAUAUUCAAGAAACUUCUCAGCAAAGAUGUUGAUAGAGUGUGUAAGAGUAAUUGCCAGUCCAUCAUGUUAAUAAAGUCAAAUGAAUGGCCACUCUGGCAUGAGUAAUGUUA